CCCCGCAAAUUUCGUCUUUUUCGAUCCUAAUCCGGUAAUCCCCCAAAUUCUCCUCACAAAACCCCAUUUCGUUGAUGGGCUAACCCUAACCCUAACCCUAGCGGGCGAUCGCAAUCGAAGCUCUCUCCCUCUUCUUCUUCUUCUUCUUCUUCAUCCUCCGAUUGUGUUCUCGUCGUCGUCGUCGAAUUCGCCGCAGCGGAGUUGGAUUAGGGUUUCGGCUUCUUCGAUCGGAGAGCAUCGACCAUGCCUUCGGUGCUCGGGCGAUUCCCUCCUCGCCGCCGCGCGGCCUCCGCGAUCGCCUCCCUCAGCUCCUCUUUUAACGUCGGUUCGUGUUCGCAUCGCCUGAAACAGUGGAAUCCCCGUUCCAAUCUUAGCUAACACUGGGCUUUCACGUUGGGGUGGGGUUUACCCUCUUCUUCGUUCGGAAGAUUCCCUCCUCUCUUCUUCUUCUUCUUCUUCUUCCUCGUCUCCUUGUUUGCUGCGACGUUCUGUGUGUUCUCGAUCCAAGGGAUUAGGGUUUGUUGGGGACAUUUCGUAUUGUUCUUUCCGCUCUUUGGAUCGGAGGAAUUGGAAUUCUUGGGUUGUUUGGGUUUCUGGUGGAGGUUUCAGCAUCGCUGGUUGGGAAAUUUCUUCAGAGUUCAUUUUUUUAUAUUAGCUCGUGGAUGGGCAGUUUGUCACUUUCCACAAAUACUUUUCCCGGAUAUGAUUCGGCUGUUGAAGAACUUGGAAUAACUCUUAGCCAAGUUGUUCAUGUAGGGGAUGAGGAUGAAUUCACAGGCAGUAACGUCAUAUCCAUUCUUCAUGAGAUAUCCGAUGAAGAUGAAACUGAGUUGCAGACUCUUUCUCUUAAUUCAGUUUUAUCUGAAGGCUCGAGUCUUUCUCUUAAUUCAGUUUUAUCUGAAGGCUCGAGUUAUUCUGCUACCGUGUUAUCUGAAGCUGUGCAAUCACAUUCUCUAGUUCAGAAUGAAAACAAGGUUUUGUUACCCAGCGAGAUAGUAGGCGCCAGAAGUCCUUCUCAUGAAACUGCUCGAAAGCUAGUUUCUGCGAUGAAAGGAAGUCGUGCAGAGCAGGGAAUCGUAUUAAUGUCAAAGUUGAGUGUGAAAUGGGCAGAGGAUGUGUAUGAUCCCCCUGUUACCGCCGAGUCUCACACCGUGAGGGGUCAUCAUCGCCAUCGCUCGAAGGCCAAUAAGAAGGAUUACAACAAGAACAAGCACUCCAAGGCCAAGUCCUCCUCUCGCAACAGCAGUGAUAGGAGGCAUGCUUAUCAUAGAAGCAGCAGCAAAAUAACUGAUCCGCAUUUGUUGAGAUUGCAAGAUUUUCGUGAAAAGUCAUCAACAUUAAAUAAGGCUGCGAUGUCGAUUGUGGAGGACGCGCCGGAAUGCGCAGCGAGGGCCCAGGAACUCAAGUGUGGCGGCAGCUUCAUGGGUCCGCUUUCUCCCAUGCAUUUACCACUAGCAGAGGCUUCUUGAGCAAGGGAAAACGAAACCCAAAAAAAACUAUAAAAUUGGGCAAAUUCUCUCUAAACCUCUGAAUACUAAACACCGGAAACUUUCCACGAUGCCUGAGCCGUAGUUCUAGUUCUCUGAUUUGUUUGUUGUGAAAUUUUCGUUCCUGUUUUCGAUUGGUUUUGCUCAGAAUUUUCCUUGAAUCGACUUGAAACUUGAUGCAUUCUGUAUUGCUUUUUGGACUCUAGUUAAUAAAGACUUAUAUGUAUUUAUUUGGUC
Molecule: messenger RNA, 1724 nt
Organism: Ananas comosus (pineapple)
Lineage: Eukaryota; Viridiplantae; Streptophyta; Magnoliopsida; Poales; Bromeliaceae
Exons: 4
Coding region: 663-1469 (268 amino acids)
Source: RefSeq, a predicted model, not a curated record